ACUGAAGGCACCAAGCACACACACACACUCACACACCUCCUUCUUCUCCGCCUGAAGCUCCGCUAUCUUUAGCAGCGACGUCGCAAAGGAUUACCGGAUAGACUACCUGCCUGCCUGCCUGUCCGCUCCAUCGCUUCACAGAAUCGACUACACGACGGCGACGCAACACCGACAAACGAUGGGGGAAUGACAACACAACCCCCGCUUCCCGACAAGACCCCACCAACAACCACCACCACCAACCACCACCACCACCACCGACGAUGCCGCCGCUCUCCAGCCGGAGGAGCGAACGUCAUCGCCGGGCCUCAGCGCUGUUCCUGGCCGUGGUCAUGCUCUGUGUCAUCCGCGCCUCUGCUAGCCUUCCAGCUGGCAAAAGGUGCCCGAACCUGGACUGUGCCAAAGAAGGACGCCAGCUGUGCAAGCCCGGCCUCACCGUCUGCGGACACUGCCUGACCCCCCUGGUGGAGAACGAGAUGGGACGCUGCGUGGUCAGGAAGCGAUACCACCAACACGCAAAAACGUCCUUCUACCCAGACCUGGAUGAAGAGAUCGACUUUAUUCACUCUUACAUCGAAAAACAAGAAGUGUCGGCCAUCGAAGCACCGAAAACGCAGAUGAAACCUCCUGUCGUCUCCCCGAGCGGCGGAAGGAAACUAGACGCCUCCGAGCAGGAGGGGCAGUCCAGCCAAGAUGGCUCCCCGGCCGUGAGCCGGAACGGCACGACCGCAGGCUCCGGCCGAGCGGGUCCCUCCAACACCUCCACCCCCCGGCCCGGGGGCACCGGAGUGGAGGGACGAGCGGGGCCGCGUAUCGAUGUGACUCACGGGGACGACAGGAUUGUCAUCAUCAUCAUCUCGCUGUUUGUGGUAGUCGGCACCGUGGCGUUGCUCCUGGCGACCAUUUGCUACAUCAAGUUGCAGAAAGAAUCACGUCUGACUCAGAAGGUGGACUAUCCCGCCUUCAGGGGAGCGGGUGUCACCGCCGCCGCAGAUGCUAGUAAAUCGAUGGGAGAUAAGACGCUGGCUCAAAGUGCUCAGAUGUACCACUAUCAACAUCAGAAACAGCAGAUGCUCUCCAUGAAUAACAAACCCCAACAAAAAGUCAUUGACGCCGAAGUCACCUCAGAUGAAGAAGAGGCGGGAGACUUCACAGUGUACGAAUGUCCUGGACUUGCACCGACUGGCGAGAUGGAGGUGAAGAACCCGCUCUUUGAUGACUCCAGCUUACAUUAUCAGGGCCACCCAAAGUGAAUGCUACACACACACACACACACACACACACGCACACACUGCAUGCAGACCAAUGGAGGAUCCCGGAUGAUUAAAAAAAAGUAUCUGCUAUAUAUUAUGGUUUCUCUCUUUGGCCCUUCACUAAUGGUCCCUUUCCUCCGUGUGAUGGAUGGAUGCUGCUUUUAUUGGCCCUUGUGUAAUGUUGGCUUCUUCUUUGUGACCUUUUUCUUUCUUUUAAUUAAAUUUUAAGCUCUUUAUAAGUUGCACUUCCUCUCUCCUCCACCUGGUUCUUAUUUGCAGCUGUUUCCAAAGAAUGUGACACACACACACACACACAUACUUACAUAGGGUACAUCUACAUAAGCAGAAAAACAGGUGCCCUCCCUUGUUUUGUCAUGCGUAGCUUGUGGCGGAACCACAUUCCGUGCAAGAUAGCCGGGACGUAUUUACCAUCCCACCUCCCCUCAGAGCGAGGUUUUUAGCAUCGCCGUCAGUGUCGCCCAGUCGAUAUAAGCUGCACUUUGAGUCAAUUUCAAGUCCAUAUAUGAAUCUAUAAACCCAUAUCAAUCUAGCAAGUACCUGAUGAUGUCUGUUGCAUGGAUUUGACCGUAACUGUGUUUGGAACAUGGCGAUGCUCGUUCUCCUGCCUCCCGUACGUAUGUAUGUAUGUAUGUAUGUAUGCAGCCUGUUUGCCAGGGGGUGGGGGGGUGUACAGUCCAAGCGACUAUAUUUUUGGGGCGGGAAGACAAUAUAACGGAUCCAUGUGUCGCUGGUGAAUUUGACUCGAUCUUGUGUUGUGCCGCUCUGUUUGUCCUCUUGUCGGCCCCCGAGUGACGCUCCUGCUGCAAAAUGUACAUAAAAGAGUGAAAGUGUUCACCUUUUAUAGAUAUUUGUACAUGCAGACCAAGGAUCACUAAUAAAACUUUUUACCACGUCAAUAUUA
Doryrhamphus excisus (bluestripe pipefish) is the source of this 2175-nucleotide messenger RNA. It is a transcript of the gene npdc1a, whose product is annotated as neural proliferation, differentiation and control, 1a. Gene Ontology annotation, cellular component: membrane. NCBI's taxonomy places the organism in Eukaryota, Metazoa, Chordata, Actinopteri, Syngnathiformes, Syngnathidae. The record is from RefSeq and is a predicted model, not a curated record.